Messenger RNA from Amborella trichopoda, 3701 nucleotides. RefSeq names its product Tetratricopeptide repeat (TPR)-like superfamily protein (gene SPY). The record is from RefSeq and is a predicted model, not a curated record. Gene Ontology annotation, molecular function: protein binding. Lineage: Eukaryota; Viridiplantae; Streptophyta; Magnoliopsida; Amborellales; Amborellaceae.
AGCGGCCAAGAGAGAGAGAGAGAGAGAUACGAUCGAGAGCCGUAGUGUGCCUGAGGAACAGGCGGGACUCGAACCCUCCAAAGCUUUUCAUUCUCUCUCUCUCCCCCCCCUGCCAUCAUUGCCAGGGGUUGGUUCCUCUCUCUCCUCUCUCUCUUUCUCUCUCUCUUCCCCUUUUUCUUUCCUCAUUUGCUUCCCCCGCUUCCCUGCUCAUUGCCAAGGUUUGGUCCCGCCUUCUCUCUCACUCCAUCUCUCUCUUCCUCCAAGGACUUCUCUCUCUCUAGGAGGCGGCUUCUUGUAGCAUGAACAUGGAGGCAACAUUGGGCAUCAUUCUCCUCUCCCAGCUCCUCCUCAUCGACUAGUGAUGAUUAGUUGUCAGCAUUCGAAGUUGAGUUUUGUUCACAUGGCAUGGACAGAGACAGAGGUCACUAAUGGGGGAGAGAGGGAGGUUAUGGGAGAGAAUGAGUGCUUGAAAGGACUACGACCUUCUGUUGAUGGGGGCAUAGUGAAUCCUCUAGCAGCUAGUGGUGUUGGAGUGCCCCCUAUGCAUCCGUUGCCAUUACAUAAGAGGUUUGAAGGGAAGGAUGCUCUUUCUUAUGCCAAUAUUCUUCGAUCGAGGAACAAGUUCGCGGAUGCUCUCACUUUAUAUGACACCAUUCUUGAAAAGGACAUUGAAAAUGUUGAGGCUCAUAUAGGCAAGGGGAUUUGUCUCCAGAUGCAACACCAGACCCAACAAGCAUUCCAAAGUUUCUCUGAAGCUGUGAGACUUGACCCGAACAAUGCAUGCGCUCUUACCCAUCGUGGCAUCUUAUACAAAGAUGAGGGUCACCUGUUAGAGGCUUCAGAGUCAUAUCAAAAGGCUUUGGCGGCUGAUCCUGGAUACAAGCCAGCUGCAGAAUGCCUAGCAAUUGUCUUAACAGAUCUUGGCACCAGCUUGAAGCUUUCUGGGAACACUCAAGAGGGAAUCCAGAAGUACUGUGAAGCUCUGAAGAUCGACAGCCAUUAUGCUAGGAAACUACGUUCAUUGGCCAUACAGCCUGCUUAUUACAACUUGGGGGUGGUUUAUUCCGAAAUGCUGCAAUAUGACUUGGCUCUUACGUUCUAUGGGAAAGCAGCACUACAGAGGCCUAUGUAUGCUGAAGCAUAUUGCAACAUGGGAGUCAUAUACAAGAACCGUGGGGACCUGGAAGGUGCUAUAGCUUGUUAUGAGAGGUGUUUAUCUGUGUCUCCCAACUUUGAGAUUGCCAAGAACAAUAUGGCAAUAGCCUUGACAGACUUGGGGACAAAGGUAAAACUGGAGGGAGACAUCAAUCAGGGAGUGGCAUAUUACAAGAAGGCCUUGUUUUAUAACUGGCACUACGCCGAUGCCAUGUAUAACCUUGGUGUUGCUUAUGGGGAAAUGUUGAAAUUUGACAUGGCAAUUGUGUUCUAUGAACUCGCAAUACACUUCAAUCCUCAUUGUGCAGAGGCAUGCAACAACUUAGGGGUAAUUUAUAAGGACAGGGACAAUCUUGACAAAGCUAUACAAUGUUACCAGAUGGCCUUGUCGAUUAAACCCAACUUCUCACAGUCGCUAAACAAUCUUGGUGUUGUUUACACCGUUCAGGGUAAAAUGGAUGCUGCAGCAAGCAUGAUUGAGAAAGCUAUAGCUGCAAAUCCCACAUAUGCAGAAGCAUACAAUAACCUAGGUGUUCUUUACAGAGAUGCCGGGGAUAUUUCUCUCUCUAUUGAAGCAUAUGAGCAAUGUCUGAGAAUAGAUCCUGAUUCCCGUAAUGCUGGUCAGAAUCGGUUGCUCGCAAUGAACUACAUUAAUGAGGGGGUUGAUGACAAGCUUUACGAGGCUCACAGGGAAUGGGGUAGGCGCUUCAUGAGGCGAUACCCACAAUAUACUUCAUGGGAAAAUCCAAAAGACCCUGAGCGACCCCUUGUAAUUGGAUAUGUGUCUCCAGAUUACUUCACUCAUUCCGUGUCAUAUUUUAUAGAGGCUCCCCUUUUGUACCAUGACUACUUGAAUUACAAGGUUGUGGUGUAUUCUGCAGUUGUGAAGGCUGAUGCAAAAACGCUCAAAUUCAAAGAUAAGGUUCUAAAGAAUGGUGGGAUAUGGAGGGAUAUUUAUGGAAUUGAUGAGAAGAAAGUUGCUGCCAUGGUUAGGGAUGAUAAAGUUGAUAUUUUGGUUGAGUUGACGGGACAUACAGCUAACAAUAAGCUGGGUAUGAUGGCCUGUCGGCCUUCUCCUAUACAGGCAACCUGGAUUGGAUACCCAAACACAACUGGUUUACCUACAAUAGAUUAUAGAUUUACUGAUCAACUCGCUGAUCCUCCCACUACUAGGCAAAAACAUGUUGAGGAGUUGGUUCGCCUGCCUGAUUGUUUUCUUUGCUAUACUCCCUCUCCGGAAGCUGGGUCUGUUUCACCAACCCCUGCCCUCUCAAAUGGAUUCAUAACUUUUGGGAGCUUUAACAAUCUAGCGAAGAUAACUCCCAAGGUCCUGAAGGUAUGGGCCCGGAUACUGUGUGCAGUUCCAAAUUCCCGCCUUGUGGUCAAAUGUAAACCAUUCUGUUGUGAUAGUGUACGACAGAAAUUCCUUUCGGCAUUAGAACAAUUGGGGCUGGAAACACUGCGUGUCGAUCUUCUUCCGUUAAUUCUUCUCAAUCAUGACCACAUGCAAGCAUACUCCCUUAUGGAUAUUAGCUUGGACACAUUUCCAUACGCGGGAACAACAACCACAUGUGAAUCUCUUUACAUGGGGAUCCCUUGUGUCACAAUGGCAGGCUCUGUACAUGCUCACAAUGUUGGUGUCAGUCUCCUCACUAAAGUUGGGUUGAAGCAUUUGAUAGCAAGAACUGAAGACGAGUAUGUCCAGUUAGCCUUGCAACUGGCUUCUGAUAUCAAUGCACUUUCCACGUUAAGGAUGAAUCUUAGAGCGCUCAUGUUGAAGUCCCCAGUAUGUGAUGGGCCCCGCUUUAUUCUAGGGUUAGAAUCGACCUACCGAUCUUUGUGGAGAAGGUAUUGCAAGGGCGAUGUGCCCUCCCAAAGGCACAUGGAAAUGAUGGGUCAGACCUUACCUGAGAAACCCUAUUCAAACUCUUCUGACCCCUCAAAAAUCCAAAGCCCAAGCCCGAUAGAGAACUCCAUGUCAGUGAAAAUGAAUGGCAUCAGUACAAUGUCACCUUCUAAGCGAGGUGCAAUGGGAAACUCAGAGGAAACAAUUAGGUUUUUUGAUGAAUCUAAGAUUUGAUUGUGUGGCAGAGGUUUUUCCAUAUGGCGCAUUUUCAGGGGUUUCUCUGGCCUAUUCAAGUUUGAUGGUCUCCAUGUAUUCUCUGCUGCCUUGCCUUCUAUCCAUGUACUGGAAAAGGAAAAGAAGUAUAUUCGGCCCACUUUGUAAAAUUGUCUGUGGGUGUAAAAUUCAGCUGAAUUUAUCCAAAAAAAAAAUUGCUGAUGUGUGGGACUGGAAGGCCCUUGCUCUUGCUGGUAUUUAUAAGGAGACCAGUAUUUGCAUCAUGUAAUCACAUUUUUUGGACAGUCAAACUUAUGGCUUUUCAAAUAGGUAUGCAUUUGUAUCUAUGGGUAGAAAUAUUCAGUUUGGCUGUCAUCAUUGUAUCUUUCAAUCCUCGUAUUGGGACAGACUAAGACAGGUUAACAAACCAAAUUUUUUUUUUUUCAGUAGUAAUUAACAGUAAAGGUAUUUUGAAAUUUGCUUGGUA